AUGGUUGACUGGCAACCCUCUCAACCAAGGUGGCAGCACUUCCUUCUGGUGACGACGGUGAUGAUCCGUGGCCGGGAUGUGGAGAGUGCGGCCCCCAUGCCCGGGGGAAGACCACCGAAUCCUAUUGUCUCCAACACCAUCGCAUCCGAAAGCCCUGCGGGGCACAUGGGAAUCAGUGCGCAUCGGCGAGCUGGAUGUCGUCCGAAUAGCGAGAAUAGAGCGAGUACACGUACGUAG
Messenger RNA from Colletotrichum tamarilloi, 237 nucleotides. RefSeq lists its product as uncharacterized. The record is from RefSeq and is a predicted model, not a curated record. NCBI's taxonomy places the organism in Eukaryota, Fungi, Ascomycota, Sordariomycetes, Glomerellales, Glomerellaceae. The transcript has a single exon. Bases 1 to 237 code for a protein of 78 amino acids.